This is a messenger RNA of Juglans microcarpa x Juglans regia, 2782 nucleotides long. Its product is annotated as protein RTE1-HOMOLOG. Gene Ontology annotation, biological process: response to ethylene; regulation of ethylene-activated signaling pathway. The record is from RefSeq and is a predicted model, not a curated record. The transcript is spliced from 2 exons. Lineage: Eukaryota; Viridiplantae; Streptophyta; Magnoliopsida; Fagales; Juglandaceae. The coding region runs from base 2004 to 2696 and encodes 230 amino acids. Gene Ontology annotation, cellular component: Golgi apparatus; endoplasmic reticulum.
AGACUCUAAUAUUUAAGUUAGUAACACAGUGUGAGAAUAAAUAUAUAUAAAAAUGAAGAUCUAUUUGUUACCUCUCAUUGAUUUUUUAUAGAAGGACAUGGACGUGACGUGAUGGUGAUUAACUCUAACCUAUCAUUCUCGUGUUAUAUCCUUUAUGAUCCUUUACUAAUUGAGGAGGAGAUAACUUCUGUUUUAUAGGGAUUAUCUUUCUCAAGAUAAUAGUUUGUAACUAUAAAUUAAUACUUCGAUCUUGUAGUAGUCAUUUGCGUAGUUAUAGUUGCAGGACAGCUGGGAGUGGGCCUCCUUCUUAGUAGUGGGCCUAGAGAGCUAAGGGAUCCAAAUAUCCCCUCCAUCGUUCGAAAAAUAGCUCAUCCUAUUAUUUUUUUAAUUAGCAAUUCAAAUUCAACCAUCUCCGUAUUCGUGAUAGCAAAAUUUACGAAUACAAAUUGAGAUUGAUGAAUAUUCUUUGCAUAACUUUACAACAAAAAAAGAAAAAGAGAGAAAGAACAGCAGUUUCCAUCAAUCACCGAGACGUUGAAAACAAUCUUGUGGUUUUGGUGGAUUAUAAUACUUCCCUCACCGCACAGAGCCCGUAACUAUUGGACCGGAGCAGAGGCUUGUAUUUGACCAACGUCGAGCCCUCCCCACUUCAACGACCAACGGAGAAAUCUCAACUGGUAAGCCUAGACCGAUUUAUUCUCUGCUCUCUCCUCUUCCUCUCUUACUUCUUGUUUGUAUUUCUCUCUUUACAUGCAUCUAUGCGUUCGCAUUUUACAGGAUUUAGGACAUCUGAUUGAAAGAAACCCAAAUGGGUAUCCAAAUUAGGCCAAAGGCUAGGUUUCCUUUCUUCUUUUGAUUUCUUUUGGGGUUCCGAUUAGACACAGUGACUUUUUUUUUUUUUUUGGGACUGUUAAUUUGUUGAUUAGAUUUGUUUCUUGUAUUUAUAGUUUGGUAUCAUGGGUCAGCUUAAGAUUGUGUCUUUGAUCCGAUUUAGAAAGGAUUUGUUAACUUAAUCCUUAAUCUUCUUCCAUACAGAUAUGUGGGUACUUGGAUACCCGUGACCUUUAUCUUUAAUCAACUUCUAUACGUAGAGGUUUACCUAUGUACGUAAAAUUCUAGUUGCAAUCCAAGGGAAUUUUGGGAUUGGGAAAUUUUUGAGCACUUUCCCUUGAGGAUUCUUUUUCAAGUGAGGAGGGCGGAGGACGGUUGGUUUAUUGGAUCUGGGCUUUAGUUGAGACUUGAGAAUGGUCAAAAUGUGUCAAUUUGAAUAUUGUUAAGGCGAUACGUGGAAGAACCAAAUUUAAUAGCUUUAUUACCAAAUGUCACGAGCAAGCUGUGAGGUCAUGCAAAAUGGAUGCGAUUGUUCAUAGUCCUGAUGAUAAAUGCAACUGAAACAAUUCUUUGCUGUAUUUUAUAUUUGCUAGGAACAUGUAUGAGAUUAUGUAAAGUCAAAGAAAUGUGUAAAAUACAGAGAAGAAUUCCUGGACAGUACUGGGCACUGACUUUGAAUUUCUUUGGUCUUCAGAAAUCUUGGUUCGGCUAGUGAUAUUUUUUUUUAUCUUUUCUUUCAUCUUUAUGGACGAAUCAGUUAAUUCUGCUGACAGACACGCCUGGUUGGGGCAGUAAGGAUUCUUUUUCUUAAUGGUUGAAAAUAUUUUAGGAGGUUGCAACCUCGUUUUGCCAUGUUUUGAAGAACUGAAGGUCCAUAAAGCAUUUACAGAUAUAUAUGGUUGAGGAAGCAUUUUGAAAUAUCUUAUCUUUUUACUUCCCCCUUUUUUAUUCGUAAGUUACACUAGCAUCCAAUAGGUCUUGAAAUCUGCGAUCUGACCCAAUUUGGAGGAAGAAGCAUCAUUUAGCUUGAGUUCAUGGGCCGUUGUAGAAACUUUAGGUGUGGCAAAACCUAAGUUUUAAUAUUAUUUUUUUCUCUUCACCUAAGUUUGUUGUUGUCUAUACAUUGCUAGUAUUUGUAGUGUUAAGGCAAUUCAGAUUGUGCAACUCUGGCAAUGGAAGCAAAUACAGACACUGAGCACGUGAUGACAAUUGAGGGAAGGGUUUCACCAACUAUGCACAUUGAUCCAAGAAGAGCUCGGUUUCCAUGCUGCAUUGUGUGGACGCCCCUUCCUAUAAUUUCAUGGUUGGUUCCUUUCAUUGGCCACAUUGGCAUAUGCAGAGAGGAUGGAGUGAUCUUGGACUUUGCAGGGCCCAAUUUCGUUUGUGUGGACAACUUUGCAUUUGGAGCAGUGACCCGCUACCUCCAAAUUAGCAAAGAAAAGUGUUGCAUCUCUCCCGAUCCAUCCUCAUUCAAUAGUGAGGAUGGAUACAAGCAGGAUACACCUGGACAAGAUGGAUUGACAUGGGAUGAUGCGCUACAAAAGAGCACUCAGGAAUUCCAACAUCGAUCUUACAAUCUCUUUACAUGUAAUUGCCACUCUUUUGUAGCAAACAACCUAAACAGGUUGGGCUUUCAUUCGGGUGGGUGGAAUGUGGUAAACCUUGCCACUCUCAUUUUCCUCAAGGGUCACUGGGUGAGUACAGCCUCCAUGGUGCGAUCUAUUUUACCAUUUGCUAUAGUAUUCACCCUCGGGCUCGCAUUCGGAGGAUCAACCUUCCUAACUUACUUGGCCUUUUUCACCUGCAUUCUUGUUGGUUGGUUUCUGCUUGGUACUUACUGUUUUAAGAAUUUGAUUCAGUUGUAGAAUUUCUGUCGUUGGAAUAUUUGAUGUGUACAAACUGCAGUUCAACUGUUGUAUAUGCAAAAUUGCAAGAGAAUACUUCCGACAGC